AAACAAGUUGCAACUCGCCGGACCUCUGACUUCUCUCUAGAGAGAGAAACUCUCUGACUUCUCUCUACAUUUUUCUGUAAAUUGUUCCGUUACCGUUAACGCCCUCGCCGGCCGGCGCCGCCGGCUGGUCACCACCAGAUUCCUCACCGCAACGAUGACCCCUCGCCUGCGCUCUUCUUCUGCUCCUCCUUCUCCAGGUUUACUCGGGCCCCCUCCUUCCAAAUAUCUUCUUCCCUCUUCGCAGGAUGGCCCCCGAUCAUCUCUCUCCAUGAAAUCCCCCAAAAUUCCCUAUCUAUGUUCUUCUGCCUCCCUGACCCAGUCAGACUUCAGCUCUGCUACUCACGAAGUGGACUCCUUGGAUAAAAUGAGGCUCUACCCUCAGGAUAAAAACACACCGGCUACUUCAUCACUCUCCCGGCGAAACUCCACGUCCUGCCCUCCCUCGGGAACGAGAACUCCUAGGAACGCAGAUCUGCCCCCUCCUACAUCAGAUCUGGCAGAUCCGAAGGCGCUUGGAAAAGCCACUCAACCUCCCCAGGGCUCCCCUCCCCCUGCGGCCACUCCAAAAUCACAGCAGGUGGCGCGAGUCAGCUCUCCCGCGACUAAUACUCAGAACUGGAGCGAGAAGUUGAUGGCGAACAUUCGAACUCUCAAACCCACUGGCAUACCAUCGCUACACGCUACUGGUAUACCUCUGAUUCAAAUUCCUCUGGAAUCCAUCACCGACUCAGCUGAUGAAUGGAAGGAGUUUGUCAUAGGCCAAUUUUACGGCCUUCCUCCCACAAUCGGAAAAAUUGACGGAGUAAUCAACUCUGUUUGGUCCAAGAAUGGUCCUAGAAUCAAAAUCCAGAAUAUGGGCAAUGGAAAGUUUAUGUUCAAGAUGCCGAAUUCGUCUACCAAGAAGCUGGCACUCAGCAGAAAAAUCUGGCAUGUUGGUCCAUGCCCGUUAUACGUUUCGGAAUACUCGCCCUUCCACGAUCCGAACAAACCCCCACUAACGAAGAUCUCUACGUGGGUCUCUCUCAGAGGGGUUCCUCACCAGCUUUUCAAUUUCGACUGUUUGAGUCGACUGAUAACUGGCAUAGGUAUCCCCAUCUACCUUGACAAAGCGACGUCGCCGAAGGAGAACCUGACAGUGGCGCGCAUAUACACAGAAGUGAACGUCACGGCUAAGCUACCACGAAAAUUAGCGGUAAAUCUUCCAUCGGGUGAUGAGAUAUACAUCGAUGUUGACUAUAGCUGGUUGCCCCCGCGUUGCCAAUCUUGCUCGGAAAUUGGACAUGUGGCCAGAUAUUGCCCUUCAUCCCAGAAACCAACUGCCUAGAUAGAAACUGAGAAAGUAAAGACCUCGCAGACUGAGAGCACUGAAUUACCUGCUUAAAAGGAGCAGAUUUCAAAUGCCUCUUCACCUAGCUGCCCAAAGCUCCUCCAAACUCCUGUCUCCGCAACUGGUAGCCACCAUGAGCAUCAACGAGACAGACCAUUUUCUACCAACCAGACCUAUGAAAAACUAGUGAAAUCAACGCAGGCUUUCCAGCAAGAAGCUGGAAGCUCUGACCCGAUUGCACAUGAAAAGGAGAUGCGUGAUACAGGUACUCAUGAUAAUAUUCACCCAAAUCCGCAACUCCAAAGUCUGCAACAACAAGAUGAAGAGUCGACACCAAUACCUACUGCCCCUACAGAUGGAAAACAGAACCGCAAGAACAAGUCGGGUGCAGCAACAAAAAACACAAAACCAGAAACUGGAAAGGGUAACACUCCUCGCGGUCGAAAAGCCACGAGGAAUCGUAACUAACUAUCGGAGCGAAAUGCCUUGCGAGCCUCUCUUGCAUUCCCGGUCGGCUGGCAACUUUACUGCAAUUACACUCAUGAUCAAUCUGGCCGUAUAUUCGUUGGCUGGGAACCUACUGCGACAGUAUUCAUCUAUAAAUCCAGUUCUCAGACAGUCACUUGUGGAUUUGAGCAUCCUACACUUCCAUACGGGAUCACGGUAACUUUUGUUUAUGCUAAUAAUUCAGCAAAUGCUAGAAAGAUUUUAUGGCAGGAACUAAAGGAGCUUUCAGCCUACCCACCACUAGCAAAUAAGUCAUGGGUUGUGCUUGGCGAUUUCAACCAAACGUUAUUCCCCUCGGAUCGAUCGGAUUACCCGACCCAAACUGCUAUCACAUCCUCUAUGCAGGAUUUUAAAGACUGCCUCUUUGCAGCGAACCUGGCGGAUAUACCAUACCAAGGGUUCCGGUACACUUGGUGCAACAACCAUCAUGACGUCCCGGUCUCCAUUAAAUUGGACAGAAUUUUAGGCAAUACGGUUUGGCUGACUGAUUUCCACUCGUCGGGAGCAGAAUUCGGAAGUCCAGGCCCCUCGGACCAUUCUCCGGGAAUUCUAAAAAUCCCGACAGCAAAGCGCCAGGUACGUAAACCUUGCAAAUUUUUCACGCAUCUGACUCUAGCCCCGAAUUUCCUGUAGGUGGUGGCUGAAAACUGGGCAGCUCGGGCCCCGACAAAUCAUCAAUACCACCUCUGCAAGUCCCUCAAGCAGCUGAAAUUACAACUACGAGCACUAAACAGAAACUGCUUUAGUCAGAUCUCACAGAGAACUCUACAAGCUGCUGAAAGUCUGAAAUUGGCUCAACAGGCCCUAUACGAAUACCCCUCCUC
This is a messenger RNA of Tarenaya hassleriana, 2658 nucleotides long. RefSeq lists its product as uncharacterized. The record is from RefSeq and is a predicted model, not a curated record. Lineage: Eukaryota; Viridiplantae; Streptophyta; Magnoliopsida; Brassicales; Cleomaceae. Gene Ontology annotation, molecular function: nucleic acid binding; zinc ion binding. Bases 155 to 1324 code for a protein of 389 amino acids. The transcript has 2 exons.